This is a messenger RNA of Mytilus californianus (California mussel), 1551 nucleotides long. RefSeq lists its product as uncharacterized. NCBI's taxonomy places the organism in Eukaryota, Metazoa, Mollusca, Bivalvia, Mytilida, Mytilidae. The record is from RefSeq and is a predicted model, not a curated record. The coding region runs from base 1 to 1551 and encodes 516 amino acids. The transcript is spliced from 2 exons.
AUGGAAGCUGCUGAUAAUGAGUCAUCUGGACUUGAUGUUGAGGAAAAUAAACAUCCAGAUAUAAAGCUUACAGUUGAAGAUCAUAAUGACAUGGCAAAUAUUUUAGAUCAAAUUGUUGAAAGGGGUGCUCCAGAAAAUUUUAAGAUUAUUUUUGAAUCUCAACUUCAGAACUGUAGGAAAGGUUUAGAGGUACAUCAGCGGCGGUGGGAUCCACAAGUAAUAAGUGUUUGUCUCGCUCUGUAUUUGAGAUCACCCAGAGGUUAUGAAGAUUUCACAAAAUCUGGAUUGCUCGUUUUACCAUCCAAACGAUUACUCCAAUAUUAUAAAAACUCAAUAAAACAGACCACCUGUUUCAAUGGGAACAAUUUGAAAUUGAUGAAGCAGGAGGCCAACAACAAGCAAGUGUCUGAAUUUGGCAAACAUGGUGGCUUGAUUAUUGACGAAAUGCCAUUCCAAGAUGACCUGGUUAUACAGACGACAGGAGACAGCUGGAGUUUGGUUGGUAUGGUAGACAUGGACAGCACAAAUAAUAAUAUAGACAUUAUAUGCAAUGGAAAGAAGAAAGUUCAGCUGGCAACGCAUGCAUUGCAAUUUGUGUGCAAUGGACUCACAGGAUUCAGAUGGCCUGUUGCCUACUUUGGUUCAAACACUGCCACUGCACACCAGCUGUGCUCAACCUACUGGAAGUGUGUUGAUGUUCUUGAUGAACAUGGUUUUACAGUGGAUUACAUGAUGGCAGAUGGCGCCUCAACCAACAGAGCAUUUACCUCUAUGCUGUUUAGCUCAAACAUGAGGGAACAGAAAUUUAAAUUUUUGGAUGUUUUUGACAUGAAUCAUUCCAUGUGCGCAAUUCAAGACAUCAUGCAUGUAUUAAAAAGAAUAAGAAACAAUAUAGAAUCUAGCAAACUUGAAAAUAACACAAAACAGGGGAGAUAUUUAUAUUUGAAUCAACCUAUAGUAUGGGACUACUGGCUGGAAUGUUUCCAUUUUAAUACUCAAAAUGGAUUUGGUAUUCAUAAAAAAUUAACCGAGGAUCAUUUUACUCUCACUCCGGCCUCCAAAAUGAGAACUCAAUUAGCGCUUGAUGUUCUUGAUAAGAACAUGCUAUUUUUUAUGAAGAGCUAUCAGGCAACACUGCAUGAUCCAGAACGACUGUCCUCAGCAAUUUCACUUCUGGAACACACAUCUAUUUUAACUGAUAUUUUUUGUAAUUAUAAUCAACCAAUUUUUCCCCUAUGUGACAGUAGAUUUCAAUCCCUGAAUAAGACAUUAAAAUUCUUUAAUGAUUGGGAAAGAAACAUUACAGAUUCUGUUCUUUAUAUGGUUUCCAAAAAUUUAAUUACACACGAGACCAGAGACGAUAUUAAUUCUUCUGUUACUGGAUUCAUUUCGUUAUGUGAAUUAAUGUUAGGAAAAGGCAACAGUAUAAACCCAGGAUAUUUCAAUUCUGAUAUAAUAGAAAAUUUGUUUGGGCAGCAAAGAGGCAUAAGAAAUGGGUUAAAUUCGAAUCCUACACUCAGUAUGGACCAUCCAAUACAGCCAUCAUUUUAG